This is a messenger RNA of Fukomys damarensis (Damara mole-rat), 1685 nucleotides long. It is a transcript of the gene Cabyr, whose product is annotated as calcium binding tyrosine phosphorylation regulated. Gene Ontology annotation, biological process: sperm capacitation. The transcript has 5 exons. The coding region runs from base 165 to 1598 and encodes 477 amino acids. Gene Ontology annotation, molecular function: calcium ion binding. Lineage: Eukaryota; Metazoa; Chordata; Mammalia; Rodentia; Bathyergidae. The record is from RefSeq and is a predicted model, not a curated record. Gene Ontology annotation, cellular component: sperm fibrous sheath; cytoplasm.
UGGCCCGUGAGGGGCGGAGCUCUGUGACGCACACCAUGACGGUUUCCAGGGCUAUAAAAGGCCCCACCGGCUCAUGGAUUUCAGGAGCCGCCGGCGAGGGGUCAACGAGGAAGCUCUAUAAAUCCUAGCCGGAAAGAAGUUGAGGUUACAGACAUCCUGCCAAAAUGAUUUCUUCCAAAUCCAGACUUGUCGUGCCCUAUGGCCUCAAGACUCUGCUUGAGGGAAUUAGCAGAGCUGUUCUCAAAACCAAUCCAUCAAACAUCACCCAGUUUGCAGCAGUUUAUUUUAAAGAACUUACAAUGUUUAGAGAAGGGAAUACGUCUCUGGAUAUAAAAGACCUGGUUAAACAAUUCCAUCAGGUGAAAGUAGAGAAAUGGUCAGAAGGAGCGACACUGGAGAAGAAACUAGAACGCAUAAAAGAAUCCAAAGGAACAUCUGUGGUCUUCCAAGAACCUACACGGAUGGAAAAAUGCACAGACACAGAGGAGGACAGUGUUGCUGGACUGCAAUUCAUCAACAAAACCACCCAGUUUCCGUUAGACCGUGCCGAGUACCUGCAGCCUGAAGAUACGGCUGAAGCAGUUCCAGGUCCUCCUUCCAAACCAGCCACCCCCAAGGCUACCACCCCACCCCCGUCGCCCUCUCCAGCACCCGUCUCGGCAGAGUUCACUUAUGUCCCCGCCGACCCGGCUCAGUUUGCCGCUCAGAUGCUAGGUAAUGUUGCAUCUACUCAUUCUCAUGAAUCUGAUGUGUUAAUGGUGGACACGGCAACCAGUAUGCCUGUUUUUAUCGAGGAGGAGGUACUGAGCUCAGAGGUUGCUGAAGAAGUGGUGGCCGCCCCUCUAGGGUGCCCCGGAGAGGUGCAGGUUGUAAGCCAAGCAUCUGUGCAGGUAGAUGUGGGUCCUAAACCUAAAGACCAUAAGGCUGAACCAUCCACGGCUUCCUCAGUCCCCUUGCAGAACGAACAACACCCUCCUGUUUAUGAUCAAGCUCCUAAGGCCCCUUUGCAGGCUGACACGCAGGUCACAUCAGUCCUCCGUAUAUCAUCUAUGUAUAAUAAUGCGCCUGUCACUGAAGGAGUUGUCUGUGUUGAGCAAAUGCCAGGACACAUAGUCGUCCCUGUUCCUGAAAAGGAGCAGUCACCACCAGGUAGUCCCAAACUUGUAGUAUACGAGAUGGCAUCAGGCAUGUGCAAAAAGUCUGUAGAGUCUGUAAAGCUUGCAGAGGUGGAGGAGACUACAAAUUACCAGCCCUUAGUCCAUGUGGAGGUAGAAGCUGUAGUACUGCUCUCUGACGCCCAUUUGCAAGGUCAGCCGGAGGUACCUGCAGAACCCCUGGAUGCAGAGGACCUUAUCGAAACAGGUCCCGAAAAGUUUCUGCACCUUGAAGUGGAGAUCGUGUCUGUAGACCUUGACAAACCCGGGCAGGAGGAGCCACCCCGAGAGACGGAGGGCGAAGCGUUGCCCCCAGGGGCGGCUGCAGCAGUGCACACAGGUGCAGCUGCGAGAUCAUCUAGUAGCCCCUUCCCUCCGGUGCUAGAAGGCCUCACUGAGCCAGAAAUCGAACCAGAAGGGGAAGCAGCACCUGAACAGGUUUAGUGAGGCCAGCAAUAGCAACAAGCGAAGCAGGACAACCACCACCAUAUUCUAACAACAUGUGGACUCUUUAUUGUCUAACUGAUAUGA